Molecule: messenger RNA, 428 nt
Organism: Mercenaria mercenaria
Lineage: Eukaryota; Metazoa; Mollusca; Bivalvia; Venerida; Veneridae
Product: cystein proteinase inhibitor protein salarin-like
Exons: 4
Coding region: 126-428 (100 amino acids)
Source: RefSeq, a predicted model, not a curated record
AUGAACAGAUAGAUAUACUGAUAAUAUCACAUGUUGUUAGCAUUGAUAAUAUAUGUGCAAUUUAUCUCUCGUUCAUAUUUUUGCGAAGUAAUUCUGUUCUAUUAUAUAUUUUAUUCAGGAAGGAAAUGAUGACGAUAAUAGGUAGAAAGACUAUCUGCCUCUGUGUGCUCGGAAUUCUUCUUCAUGAUGUUCUGUCAAAGCCGUUGUCAACAGACAGUGACAGUUUCCUAAAUUACAUGAAAGAAUACGACAAAGCAUAUUAUUCAUCGGAAGAGUUCGACAAAAGAUUCCAGAUUUGGCAGCAGAAUGUUGAUUUGAUCAAUCAACACAAUAAGGAGUUCUCCAUGGGUCUUCAUUCAUACACAAUGGGUAUCAACCAGUUUGCUGAUAUGGUAGGUCUCGGCGCUGUAGUGUCUUGUCAGCUAUAA